Messenger RNA from Pseudomassariella vexata, 553 nucleotides. RefSeq lists its product as uncharacterized. The transcript has a single exon. The coding region runs from base 101 to 553 and encodes 150 amino acids. Lineage: Eukaryota; Fungi; Ascomycota; Sordariomycetes; Amphisphaeriales; Pseudomassariaceae. The record is from RefSeq and is a predicted model, not a curated record.
UAAUCCCUGAGCCACAGCUGCCACCGCAGCACCAUCAGCAACAAUGAUUGUAGAUGGCCUGGGGCUCAGAAUUCGAGAAUAGAGGUGAUUGCAGGACGUAAUGGUUGAUGCUACUGGCGGAAAAGGCGAGCUACAAUACCAUGUGUUAACGCAGCACGGAGCUGAGUACGAUUCUUGGAGACCAAGACACAUACCGAUGCAGCGCUCGAAGCCGUCGAGUGGGUCGUUGCGAUGUUCCGGAUGUCAUGAGAGGUAUUCGCCGUAUGAGUUGCAGCGAGAACAUAUCUUGCUCCGUGCUAGUCGGGAAGCUUGUCUGCGAGUUGUCGAGGAGCACAAGCAAGCUUCAUUGAAGUCGACAGCGAUGGCUGGGGUGGAGAUAAAGAUGGGGAGGGACUUCGACUUAGAGAUGGAUUCGGAUUCCCGCAAAGCAUCCAAGGAGAAGACCAUCAAAGCAGUCAACCCACCUGAGCGCAAUUCAAACCUUUCACAAAGCAGCACAACUACCAUCCAGCCCCAGACCAGAGCAAAAAGCCGAGCAAAUCAACUACAUUGA